UCCCUACGAUCAUGUGAUACAGAGAAGCCCUUGCCUUGUCUGGGCAGUAAGAUGAGUGUAAUCAGGUCAUGGUUACUGUAACUUAGUUUUUAGUUCUUAGUGUGUAAGCUAUUUGACCAAUUUCCAUGCACAUUUCCACAUCCAGGACCUUUUCAUUUAUUUCACAGUGAAUGAGACAAACAGAGCGAGGGGAAUUACAUCUGUGAUGGUGUUACUACUUGUACAGCUUGAGCUCUGAGAACGCGCCGGUUGAAGUUGAACCCAAAGUCACAGUGAAGAAGAGCCCUCAAGAAUGAGAGUGGCUGUUUUCUGUUGAGAGGUAAAGUUCAAGUCGACAGAACCCCGGCGGCGAGAUGGGUCAGCGUCUGAGCGAGGACUGGGAGGACAAAGAGAUCGAUGUGGCCGAGCUGCAGGAGUGGUACAAGAAGUUUACCGUGGAGUGCCCCAGUGGCACACUCUUCAUGCACGAGUUCAAGGGCUUCUUUGGAGUGACAGAAAACAAGGCUGCUGCGGACUACAUAGAAAACAUGUUCCGAGCCUUCGAUAAGAAUGGGGAUAAUACAAUUGAUUUUCUGGAGUACGUGGCAGCCUUGAACUUGGUGCUGCGGGGGAAACUGGAGCACAAGUUAAAAUGGACGUUUAAAAUGUAUGACAAGGACGGCAGUGGCUGCAUCGACAAAACAGAGAUGAAGGAGAUUGUGGAGGCCAUCUACCGCAUGAAGAAAGCAUGUCACGGCGAGCUGGAUGAUGAGUGCAACCUACUCACCCCAGAUCAGGUGGUGGACCGAAUAUUUGAACUGGUGGAUGAGAAUGGAGACGGGGAGCUCUCGCUGGAUGAGUUUGUGGACGGCGCCAAGCGAGAUAAGUGGGUCAUGAAGAUGCUGCAAAUGGAUGUCAACCCAGGGGAUUGGUGCAACGCUAAACGUGGCGACACCGAAGCCUGAACCCAAAAUCGGAAACAUUAACACCCAUGUUGGACCUGUGUGGUCAUGGGAGUCCUCAAAGUGGGCAAGUAAAGCUGGAACCUGAGGGCAGUCCCAUAACCCUUUCCCAUUUGUAGGGAUCCUUGUCUUUACCCUGAUUAAAUAUCAAACCUAAAGCCCAACCAUGAUAUGGGGACAAUCCAGAUGACUGUAUGAAUCAUAAUCCUUCAGGUAAUCCUGAAUGUUCGCAGGGUGACAGAGGACCUCUUCUGGAUACACAUACCCGUUUCAUCCAUUCUAUGUCUGUUAUUACAGCGUCUGUCGUUGUCAUAUUUUGUAAAUAUUUUCCCAGGCUACUAAAUUGUAUUUGAUGCCUGUCUCUUCUUCUAGGUUAGGUGCUUCACGUACAGUAAUAAUGGAGUAAUACAGUAUUCAACCUUGCAUAUUGUAGUGCAUUUACCUUAAAAGUGUACCUUUCUCUAUUCAAUGAUGAGUAAAAUAAAUUCCUAAAUGACAAUAAACAUAAAACAAUUUGUAUACUA
Molecule: messenger RNA, 1465 nt
Organism: Clupea harengus (Atlantic herring)
Lineage: Eukaryota; Metazoa; Chordata; Actinopteri; Clupeiformes; Clupeidae
Gene: guca1b
Product: guanylate cyclase activator 1B
Biological process (GO): visual perception
Cellular component (GO): photoreceptor inner segment; cone photoreceptor outer segment
Molecular function (GO): calcium sensitive guanylate cyclase activator activity; calcium ion binding
Source: RefSeq, a predicted model, not a curated record